Messenger RNA from Peronospora belbahrii, 1242 nucleotides. Lineage: Eukaryota; Oomycota; Peronosporomycetes; Peronosporales; Peronosporaceae. The record is from the annotation of a GenBank genome assembly.
AUGCGUUCUUCUACUACAUUGUCCUUUCGUCGGUUCUUAAGUACGCACGUUGCUACUACGGACGUUGUGAUUGCUAGCUACGCACGUACACCCAUUGCAUGUUUUAACGGAUCCUUUACAUCCCUUGAGGCUCCAGACUUGGGUGCGAUUGCUAAUACUGAAGCUGUGAAACGUGCAGGACUUGAACCAGUGGAUAUUCAGGAAGUUAUACUAGGUAACGUUGUAAGCGCUGGGAUUGGUCAAGCACCAGCACGUCAAUCAAUACUGAAGGCAGAUUUUCCAACCUUUAUUCCAUGUACAACAAUUAAUAAAGUCUGUGCAUCUGGCAUGAAAUCAUUGGCACUUGCGUCACAGAGUUUAAGGAGCGGCAGUCAGCAAGUGAUACUGGCUGGAGGGUUUGAAAGUAUGACGAAUGUACCACAUUAUUUACCCAAGGCACGCCAUGGCUAUCGACUGGGCAAUGGUCACGUCCUGGACGGUGUUAUUCAUGAUGGUUUGUGGGAUCCGUACAAUAAUCAACACAUGGGCAUGUGUGGAGAAAAAUGUGCCGAGGAUUUUGGAUUGAGUAGAGAAGAUCAAGAUACAUUUGCUAUGGAGAGUUAUCGUCGUGCAGUGAGUGCAAGUGAGAGAGGGUUUUUUAAGACGGAAAUUACACCAGUACGUAUUGAAGGACGACGUGGCAGUGGUGAAUCCAAGGUGUAUGAGACUGAUGAGGAGAUGUUUAAUAUUAAACUUGAAAAGAUCUCGAGCCUACGAACGGCAUUCAAAAAGAAUGGUACGAUUACGGCUGCAAAUGCAUCCACAUUGAACGACGGGGCAGCUGCAAUGGUUCUUAUGACUAGAGCUAAGGCUCGUGAACUCGGAGUCACUCCCCUUGCGCGUAUUCGUGGCUUUGCUGAUGCAGCACAGGACCCCGUUGAGUUCACCAUUGCGCCUUCGAAGGCUGUGCCAUUGGCGCUGAACCACGCAGGACUGCAGAUGAGUGACGUCGAUUAUCACGAGAUUAAUGAAGCUUUCUCGGUUGUAGCGCUGGCCAACAUGCGCCUCAUGGAUAUCCCGCACGAUCGCGUCAACGUGAACGGUGGCGCUGUUGCUAUCGGCCACCCAAUUGGCAUGUCUGGAACACGCAUUGUGGGCACGCUCAUCCACAUUCUCAAGGAGAAGGAUGCCACUAUUGGCUGUGCUUCCAUCUGCAAUGGCGGUGGUGGCGCUAGUGCGAUGGUUAUUGAGCGCUUGAGCUAG